AUGCUUAACCGACUCAAUCUCCUCACCCGCCACUUCUCGCGAUCAUUUAAUCCAUCCCGUCCCACCAUCCCUGCCUUCUCAGCUCCAUCACUGGCUCCUCGCUUUGGUCUCUCCGCGAUGACAUCAGCCGCCCACACGAAGCCCAUCCACACGGCAGCAUGCCUCAUCAUCGGCGAUGAGGUUCUUGGUGGAAAGACCAUCGACACCAACUCGCCGUACCUCGCCAAGUUCUGCUUCUCCCUCGGCAUCCAACUGAAGAGAGUCGAGGUCGUCCCCGAUGACGAAGAAGAUAUCAUCGAAGCCGUGCGACGCAUGAGCUCCCGCUACGAUUUCGUCGUCACCAGCGGCGGCAUUGGGCCCACACACGAUGAUAUCACCUACUCCUCAAUUGCCAAGGCAUUCAACCUGAAGCUAGAACUGCACCAGCCAGCCUUCGAGCGCAUGAAGCGCCUCUCCAAGCCCCACCCCAUGCAACCGAACUUCGACUGGGAGACACCCUCCCCAGGCCUGACGGCCAAGCUGCGCAUGGUCAAGCUACCCUUCGAUCCGAAGAUCCCCGCCCAAUUGCAAGCCGUGUUCGUCACCGAGGACAUGUGGGUGCCCAUCGCAGUGGUCAACGGCAACGUACACAUCCUGCCCGGCGUGCCGAGGCUCUUCGAGCGUCUGCUCGAGAACCUCAAGCCAACUCUGAUCCCCCGUCUGACCGACCCCGAGGGCAAGGGGACGUUCCGCAUGUUGUUCAGCACGCCGUUGCCUGAGAGUGCCGUGGCGCCGUACUUGACCGAGUUGGCGGCUAAGGUCGAGUCUCGUGGUAUCAAGGUUGGCAGCUACCCGCGCUGGGGCAAGACGCGUAAUACUGUUACUCUGGUUGGCACGGAUAAGGCUUAUAUGGAGACGUUGACUAGCGAGGUUGAGCAGAAUGUGCAAGGUAAGCUGGUUGCUAAGGAGGAUGAGUUGGAUGACCCCUCCGACACGGAGCGUGUUUACAGCCAGUAG
Molecule: messenger RNA, 996 nt
Organism: Penicillium paradoxum
Lineage: Eukaryota; Fungi; Ascomycota; Eurotiomycetes; Eurotiales; Aspergillaceae
Product: flavin adenine dinucleotide pyrophosphatase
Exons: 3
Coding region: 1-996 (331 amino acids)
Source: RefSeq, a predicted model, not a curated record